AUGCGACGCGAACCAAAGAAACGGGGCAUGCGACAGCUCCGCCUUGGCUUCACGGUGGAUAAACACCAGCUCACGCUUCUAGGCUUCAAUUCCAAGGCUCCACCUAUUCAUCAUGAAGGCGAUCCAGUCAUCCUGGCCCAAAUGCCAUUCGGCGAUUUUUCUUCCGAGGAGCUCUAUCUCGUCCUAAAUCCGCCAUUCCGGAUCCUUGAAUUUCCCGAAGAGCUAGUCAACGAGAUCGUCGUGUUAGCCUGCUCUGAGUACAUGAGUCAAGCGAAGAGCAUGUUUGUGCCUAGGCGACGACCUCACCCGACUGCUCUAUCUCUAUCGCUUGUGUGCAAGACCUUUCAUCGCCUGGUCGCUCCGGUCCUAUACUCCUCUCUCAACUUGUGGGUAGCUCCCAACGAUAAAACCCCCUUCAGAAAACGACAUCAACAACUCUUUCAGAUGCUUCAGAAAAAUCAUUCUCUUGCGCGUUGUUGUAAGGAGCUAGAACUUCAACUAUAUGACUCCUGGCGUCCGAAUGUAAAUUACGAGCCCGAAGAUUUCCCAUCAAUCAGAUUGUGUCACUGCAGCAGUCGACAUGUAAAAGAGUGCGUGUGGGAAGGCAUCAAAUCCACGCUUGCACCCUUGUUCCGGGUCGAGUCGCUCACCCUCACUUUCAGUCAAACACCACUAUGCCUUCAAUCGCUAUGUGAGACCCUUACUCCCGUGCGGCAGCUGAAGAAACUGAAACUGGGGGAAUCAUGGAAACUCACCGAAUUUCCCAAGGAAUUCGAAGGCGCAGCAGCUCUCAUUUCAAUUGAUCUAGAAGUUGUGUACGGCGAUUUCGAGAGCCUCGCAGGCUUGCUGACGUGGCCAGCUAGGCUCGAACAUUUCGCUCUCGACGGCAAUUGCUACUUUUCGCGGGAUGUAGACCUCGCCACCAUUCGAUCGGCUCUCUUACCACAUCGCGACUCCCUGAAAUCUUUGGCCAUGGGCAACUACAACUCAGCACGCCCAAUCAACGUCUCCGACUUUGCGAACCUCGAAGCUCUCUGGCUAUCCACCCGCACUCUGACUGUCGAGUGGGCCCCAGAAGAGGUGUGCGGGAACGUCCUCUCUGCGCCACGCCUCCGGAAGCUAGGUUGGUUCUUCUGGCCGUUGGAUGACGAAGGCUACCCGCUAUCGACAUGCCGCGACUUUGGACCGGAACAGGCGGAAUGGUUGAGCCGUGUGGUUCGGCUCGCACAUGCCGAGGAAACCGCCCUUCGCGAGGUCGAGAUUAUCUAUCAGCCAGUUUUGAUCAACUGCCGAAGAGAGGAAGCGCAGGCCCCCUUGGAUCUUUUGGAUGGCGUCAAACGUGAGAUGGAAGGACUCGGCAUGAGUUUGGUUUUUCAGAAGUACAAAAUACCAAGGAAGAUUUGGAAUGCUACAGAUGUGUGAAGCGAUUUGUCUUGGUGGGGGACAAGUUUGCUGCAAAGGUUCAUUCGCGCUCCAUUUCUUUGUGUCAGUAUUGGUAUAGAUCUUACGCACGAUGGACGUAUCCUUCUCUUAUGACAUUCCGGGAGCAUAUACUUUCACGUCUUUUCUCUCUCGUAUAGCCUAAUGACAUAUAGGAUGCACGAGGGAAGAGAAGGCUGAGGCAGGAUAGUACUUUGCAUGGAUAAUCGGUGAAAAGCGGUCGGACGCGCUAGGCUUAAAGGUAGCACACACACAGCACUUCAACACCGUCUGAGGUGACCCGGAGAGCUAUCAGGCCUGCCAACGCUGGUCCUUCAUGAAUAACAUCAACAUACUGGAGGACCUCAAGCGGUGUUAAACAAGCGUACACAAGCACAGAUAUAAUGUGUACAUAUAGCUCACGCGCGAAUAAAAAGUCAGGCUACCUUAAAUUCAG
Messenger RNA from Mytilinidion resinicola, 1876 nucleotides. RefSeq lists its product as uncharacterized. The transcript is spliced from 2 exons. Bases 1 to 1422 code for a protein of 473 amino acids. The record is from RefSeq and is a predicted model, not a curated record. Lineage: Eukaryota; Fungi; Ascomycota; Dothideomycetes; Mytilinidiales; Mytilinidiaceae.